This is a messenger RNA of Polyodon spathula (Mississippi paddlefish), 2727 nucleotides long. RefSeq names its product guanine nucleotide-binding protein G(i) subunit alpha-2. The transcript has 9 exons. Lineage: Eukaryota; Metazoa; Chordata; Actinopteri; Acipenseriformes; Polyodontidae. Bases 750 to 1817 code for a protein of 355 amino acids. The record is from RefSeq and is a predicted model, not a curated record. Gene Ontology annotation, cellular component: heterotrimeric G-protein complex. Gene Ontology annotation, biological process: adenylate cyclase-modulating G protein-coupled receptor signaling pathway; gamma-aminobutyric acid signaling pathway. Gene Ontology annotation, molecular function: G protein-coupled receptor binding; GTPase activity; GTP binding.
UUUUGAGACUGAGAGGAACUUCAUAACGGGUCGGGUGUGGCGACAACAAAAUAUUGAAAACAAAUCAAAACUUGAUUUUUGAAUUGUGUUGCAUUGCGAGCGGAGCGACGCGACUUUUGCAGAAAAGUGAGCCAACGGGCAGCUGCAUGUGACCUUUUUGAUUUAAUUUGUUUUUCUUUUUUUUUUUUUUUUUUGUAAAACCAUUCAGAUUUAUACUGUCAACUUACUGGCGCUUGUAAAUCAACUUUGUUUCAGUUCCAUAUUUGUUGUAUGCAUUUUUGGAAUUAAAGGAAAACAAUAACUUUUUUUUUUUAUGUCUAAACGUAUUUAUUCUCAGCAGUAUCAAACAGCCUGUUGUAUGUGUUUUUGUACCGCUUUUCUUUUUUUGGAGCAAAAACAACAAAACCAAGUUCUAGCAUAGAUUUUGGAGUUUAUGAAUGGAACACAAUCUGCAACGUGUUGGGAAAUAAAACAACAACAAACAAACAAAAAAAAACCUUCGUAUUUUGUGUUUUUUAUUUUUAUUUUUAGAGGACACGGGAGCAAACGACUACAAAAGGGACUUUUUUAAUAUCAAAAGUGCAUAACUGAGAAGAAGAAUCUUCCAGUCUGUGAGAGAUAGGGAGAACAUAUCUGAGGGUUAGGAAGGGACUGGACUAUUUGUGCUUCAUCUUAUUUUGAUAUAUUAUAUUUUAUAACCCUCUCGAGUAGUGUGUAAUUGUGUUGGGUGUGUGUGUGCAGUCGGAACCAUGGGUUGUACCAUAAGCACCGAAGAUAAAGCCGCAUCUGAAAGAUCCAAAAUGAUUGAUAAAAAUCUGAGAGAAGAUGGAGAGAAAGCUGCCAGAGAGGUGAAACUACUGCUUUUAGGUGCUGGUGAGUCAGGGAAGAGUACCAUUGUGAAGCAGAUGAAAAUUAUCCAUGAAGAUGGCUACUCGGAAGAUGAAUGCAAACAGUACAGAGCCGUAGUUUACAGCAACACCAUCCAGUCCAUCAUGGCCAUUAUCAAAGCCAUGGGCAAUCUCAAGAUUGACUUUGGAGACACCUCCCGAGCGGAUGAUGCCCGCCAGCUCUUUGCUUUGUCCGGCGGCGCGGAGGAGCAGGGUGUCAUGUCUGACGACCUGUCCAGUGUCAUCAGGAGGCUGUGGGCAGACACCGGGGUGCAGUGCUGUUUCACCCGCUCCAGAGAGUACCAGCUGAACGACUCGGCCGCAUAUUACCUGAAUGACCUUGAGAGGAUAGCCAGACAGGAUUACAUUCCCACCCAACAGGACGUUCUGCGGACCAGAGUGAAGACCACCGGCAUUGUGGAGACCCACUUCACCUUCAAGGACCUGCACUUCAAGAUGUUUGACGUUGGAGGACAGAGGUCGGAGAGAAAGAAGUGGAUCCAUUGUUUUGAGGGCGUGACAGCCAUUAUCUUCUGUGUUGCUCUGAGUGCUUAUGACCUGGUCCUGGCUGAAGAUGAGGAGAUGAACCGAAUGCACGAGAGCAUGAAGUUGUUUGACAGCAUCUGUAAUAACAAGUGGUUCACUGAGACUUCCAUCAUCCUCUUCCUUAACAAGAAGGACCUAUUUGAGGAGAAGAUCACCCGCAGCCCCCUGUCCAUCUGCUACUCUGAGUACUCAGGAGCAAACAAAUACGAAGAGGCUUCGGCCUACAUCCAGGCAAAGUUCGAGGACCUGAACAAGAAGAAGGACACCAAGGAGAUCUACACCCACUUCACCUGCGCCACCGACACCAAGAACGUGCAGUUUGUGUUCGACGCUGUCACUGAUGUCAUCAUCAAAAACAACCUGAAGGACUGCGGUCUCUUCUAGACAAGGAGGGUGAGACACAAAGGAUUACUUGAACUGCUCUGUUCACCACAGAGAUGGAGAGUGGACCCACCAUGACAGACUGCACUGGCUAACAAAUCCUGCUUUCAUAAGAAGACAAAUAGACUGAUAACUGGGAGAGCCUUGCAGGAGAUGAAGGAUUGGUAAUCGCCCCUCAAUCACACCCUAUUUUAUCUUUUUUUGUUGUUAUAUUUCCAUUUGAGGAGGUUUUUAUUUCAUUCCAAGAUGUCUUGUUUUAAAUCUUCAAGUCUGCCAGAACCACAAAUCUACCCCCCCCCCCUCACUUUCAUUUGAAAUUGUUAUUUGAGUGGUGCAUAUAUAUAUAUAUAUAUAUAAUAUAUAUAUAUAUAUAAUAUUUAACUGUUUAUUUUACUUUAGAUAAAUAAUGGGGUUGGAGAAGAAGAGCAAGAAAGGAAAGUGCUUUUUUAUAGUUUACAUAAAGUCCUAAUUUUUAGCUAAAUCUGCAUUAUGUGCUGCAUGAUUGCUGAUAGUUAAGAUCAUCAGUUCUGUCAUUUGCACAGAACAGCAUAACAUUCAUUUAAGAAACAAUAAACCAAUAACGCUUCUAGACCUGGGGGGUGGGAGAGAGCAAUUAACACCUGUUAACAUAUUUAAAACAUGUAAUUACCUAACAUACUUUGUUUUUAUUUUUUCAUUCCAUUUCUUUCGUCGUAAUUUGUGUGCUUUGGCUAUUCUCUGUUUACAUCUAUUACUCGUAGAUUCAUUUUGGUAUCGAUAGUGUUCAUUUGUAGGGCUUACUGUUUUUCUUUUUCAUCAUGGGGAAAAAAAAUUUAAACAAAAAGGAAAAAAAAAUUAUAGACCUUUUGGUAACGAACAUAAAAAUGCUUAAGUCAUACAAUGAUUUAAUUUAAAUAAAAGUUCAGUCACUAGA